This is a messenger RNA of Rosa rugosa (rugosa rose), 1486 nucleotides long. RefSeq lists its product as uncharacterized. Gene Ontology annotation, biological process: CDP-diacylglycerol biosynthetic process; cardiolipin biosynthetic process. The record is from RefSeq and is a predicted model, not a curated record. The transcript has 10 exons. NCBI's taxonomy places the organism in Eukaryota, Viridiplantae, Streptophyta, Magnoliopsida, Rosales, Rosaceae. Gene Ontology annotation, cellular component: mitochondrion. Bases 278 to 1279 code for a protein of 333 amino acids. Gene Ontology annotation, molecular function: phosphatidate cytidylyltransferase activity.
UAACAAAAUGACCUUAACAGCCACAGACCAAAAGGACCCAACGACAGACACAAAGUAUCCACCCGAAUCAGCAAAACCCUAAACCCUCAAAGCUGUUUAGUCAUUCCCUAAUACAAAGUUUCAACCUUUUCACUGAAACUGUUUUCGCUUUCAGUAAUUUGAAACUUUGUGUAAGUUUUAAAGGCCACCUCUUUUGGGUUGCACUCCAUUUGUUUGAUGAAAUUCCUCUUCAGUCUGUCUUCAGAUUACUGAUGCUCUGAGCACUGCUAGUGCCAAUAUGGAGAAUUACAACAAAACCCAGCUUCAAAGUUUCCUCAAACAUCUUCCUCCUGUUGAGUUCUGCUGUGUUUAUGGGUCAUCACUACACCCAAAUCGUGACAAUGCCAAGUCAACAAUGGUGGAUUGCAUUCUUGGAGUAUCAGAUCCCCUACAAUGGCAUUCUGAGAAUCUGAAGUUGAACAAGGAUCACUAUGCCUCUUGGAUGGCGCUGCUCGGUGGGGCCAGACUGGUUACUAAUGUUGCAGAUUACAUAGGUGUGGGAGUGCACUUCAAUCCUUUUGUUAGUUGGAACGACAAGAUGUUCAAGUAUGGGGUUGUCAGCAUGCACGACUUGGUGCAGGACAUAUCAAAUUGGGAGAGGUUCUACUUGAGUGGUCGGUUACAAAAGCCGGUUCAAAUAAUUUCUGAUAAUUUGAAUGUUGCAAAUGUAAACUCGGUUAAUUUGAGGGCUGCAAUAGCUGCUGCUCUCCUUCUUUUGCCAUCCAAGUUCACUGAGGAGGAUCUGUAUGCCAAAAUAUGUAGCCUCUCAUAUAUGGGUGACUUGCGUAUGCUCUUUGCAGAAGACAGAAAUAAGGUGAAGAAAAUAGUACAAGGGCAAUUUGAGUUGUUUCGGUCAAUGUAUAAGCCAUUUAUUCAAGAGUAUGAGACUAAUGAGUUGUUGAGAUACUCAUUGUCUGGAAAUCCGCAACCAGUCCUUUCUCAGGAUUGUGAUUUAUCAGCAGCUCGAUCCCUUGUUUCUUCUCUGCCCCCACUGAUCAGAAGCCAAAUGGGAGUGAAGCUUGGAGAAAAAAAAAGGCUGUGCGACUCUGGUCGAGUUAUUAACGAAGUUGUGAUUGGCUCAAGACAAGAGGCUGCUCAAUGCAUGCAGACAAUUUUGAAGCGAAAGGUAAUGGUUUCAAGUGCAAGACAGGCCGUCUCUGGUCUGCUGGCUGUUGGUGGUGUUAAUGGCAUGAGAUAUCUUGGCGCUAAAAUGCGCAAGGCUUGGAAUUCGUGGAGAUGAUAAUGUACAUUUCUUUUUAAUUCUUUCUACCAGUUUUAGUGUGAGACUAGCUAGUUCAGGCAUAUAAGAGGGUGUUUCAAGCAUGAUCAAUAGGUCUCAUUCCAAAAAUAAAUUGUUAUGAGGAAGGUCAGUGUGUAAAAGACACCGAGGGAGAAGCAAAUUUUGUAUGAAACAUAUAUCACACUACAAAAGAAGCAAAGUUGUUUA